GCAGGUACUUCAGAGAUGGUCCACGAGUGGCUUUGUUUAAAGAAAAAAUAUCUGGACAGUUUCUCUGCAGUUUCCUCAACGCCCUAUCGCUCAGUUUGAUUGAAAUAGACCUCAGUCUAUAGAGGAAUAGAGAAUAUAGAGAAAUAGAUGUUUUUCAUACAAAGGUUUGUCUGACACGCGUCUAAGUCCAAAAUGCAGCGAAUAUGGACGGACUGUGAAAGUGUCGAGGAAAACUUUGCAAAGGCGACCUCGUAAUAAGUCGCCUUACGGAUAAGAUUUAAAGACAGAGCCAGAGAGAAACAUUUCAUGUUGUGACUGACUCCCUCGAGGGAGACGCGUAGUCAGGCGUGAACUCCUUCACUUCCCCAUUCUGCCCACUCGCUUCAGUCCUUCCGCAAAGCAGGUGUUUCAAACAACGCUUUGUUUCAGAUGCAGAGGCUUCUAACUGGUGUGCGUUUGUGCAUUUACACUUUCCCAUUUAAGUGAUGUCCAACAUUCAAGUCAGUUAGGUUUAGAUUUGCUAGGCUCGAGUUUAGAGAACACCAUGAAGUUUAACGGGUAUCUGAAGUUGCGCAUCGGCGAAGCGGUGGACCUGAAGCCCACGACCACCUCUAUGCGACAUGCCGUGAUGUUCAGCAAGGCGAACCAGACCCUGGACCCGUACAUCGUAGUGAAAGUGGACGAGUAUAAGAUCGGACAGACGCACACCAAGCAGAAAACCAACAUGCCCACUUAUAACGAGGAGUUCUCCGUUAACGUCAACAACGGCAAGCAGGUAGAGCUGGCCAUUUUUCAUGACGCACCGAUCGGGUACGAUGACUUCGUGGCCAACUGCACCAUCCAGUUUGAUGAUCUGAUGAAGAGCACAAACAGUGAGGAGUCUUUUGAAGGAUGGAUUGAUCUUGAACCUGAGGGUAAGGUCUACAUCCUGGUUACUCUCACAGGCUCAUUUAUAGAUGAUGAUGCUGGAGGAAACACGCGUCCCUAUAAAGAAUUUACUCGUAAGCGGCAACAGGCUGUUCGAAGAAAAAUCCACCAAGUAAACGGGCACAAGUUCAUGUCGACCUUUCUAAAGCAACCAACAUUCUGCUUCCACUGCAAAGAUUUUAUAUGGGGUGUUUUUGGAAAACAGGGCUACCAAUGUCAAGUGUGCACCUGUGUGGUACAUAAGCGAUGUCAUCAGUUUGUGGUUACGGUCUGUCCACGCAUGAAGAAACCUGCCAAGGAACAGACUACGAAUCAAGGUUUCAGUAUAAACAUUCCCCAUAAGUUCAACAUCCACAAUUAUAAGGUUCCUACCUUCUGCGACCACUGUGGCUCUUUGCUGUGGGGCCUCGUACGGCAAGGAUUACACUGCAAAAUUUGUAAAAUGAAUGUCCAUAUCCGCUGUAAGGGAAAUGUUGCCCCAAACUGUGGAGUCAACAAUGUAGAACUGGCCAAUAAAUUGGCAGAAAUGGGCCUUCAGCCGAGAGGAAUGACCAAACGCAACUCGGUGGGUCUCGCAGGUAUGGACACUCAGUGCCGUACAUUGAGCGUGAGAGGAGAUCGAGGGCAAUCUAAAAAAGACCCAAAUCGAAAGCUGGGAAUCUCUAACUUCACACUCCUGCAGGUGUUGGGAAAAGGCAGCUUCGGCAAGGUGAUGUUGGUCCGGUUGAAUGGUUCGGAUCAGGUGUUUGCAGUGAAGGUGUUAAAGAAAGACAUCAUACUGCAGGAUGAUGAUGUGGAGUGCACGAUGACAGAAAAACGAGUGUUAUCCCUCGCUUCCACUCAUCCUUACCUCACUCAGCUUUACUGUUGCUUCCAGACACCGUUUCUGACAAAGAAUCCAUCCCGUCGUCUGGGUUGUGUGGCAGCAGAGGGUGGAGAGACCGCUGUAACCAGUCACCCAUUUUUUACUGGCAUUGACUGGGACAAACUUAACCAGCGAGAGCUUGAACCGCCUUUCAAGCCCAGAAUUAAAACUGCAGAAGAUGUGAAUAACUUUGAUCCAGACUUCACCCAAGAGGAUCCUACUCUUACGCCCAUCGAUGACGCCAUCAUCCCAUCCAUCAAUCAGGAUGAGUUCCAUAACUUCUCCUUUACCUCCCCUGAACUGUUGAAAGUGGUUUCAGAUUUGCAAAGCAGAGCGGAAGAAACAUGUGAGGCCAUGAAGGAACAGAAUGCGGGAGGAUUACGUGAUGUGGUAGAACCAAAUGAAUUGUGACAAUGGAAACUUUCAGGAGCAGUCUAAAGAAACAUUUGAAUAUAUUGAAACUGGUUGUGCAUUUCGAUGGCCUAGCUUUUUGGUCUGUGCCUAAGCUAUAAGAUUCUUCUGGCCUAUGCUUAUGCUUUAGAACAAUAGUGUAAUUGUUUUUGUGUCAGACACAUCAUGAGUGAAAUGCAAAGAUCUCCAUGAGACUCCAUCGUGGAAGACAGCAGUUUACUCAAAUUUGAUCAAUAGAUGAACUUGUCUGUUCCAUAUCUACUGUAGCUGAUUUAACAGUGUUCAUAUCCAGAUGUUUAGGAAACUUGAUUUGAUCCUCUGCACUUGCUGUGUCUAACACAGCCAAACGUCAUGCAGAAACAUCACUAAUUCUGUCAGAAUCAUUCUGCUGUCAAGGAACCAGGAAAAUCAGACUAAUGAGAAUGUUUUUUAAAUGGAGACGCUAGUUUUGUACAAUAUUUUAAGACAUUUCUGCGUACAUCUGUGCCGUUUGUUUAUUACAUUUCAGGUCGGAAUUUCAACCAUGAUUAAACUCUGGCAUCUUUCGAUGAAUUUUAUUGUUGAUAAAGGUUGCAGUAUUGUGUUCUCUGCUUUUAGACCUUUUCUGUCUGUGACUUCGUCAAAAGCCGUCCCCCCUUUGUUGUUCUGAGGGGUUAAAGGAUAACACACCCAGGUGAGAUGUUGACCAGUUUCAAUUCUUUAUAUUGAGGCCAGUGAUUCUUCUUCCUCAUCCUCAUCAUUCUUUAAUGGUGUUUAUUUGGAUCUUCGCAGUCUGAGCAGUAUGAUGUAUCUGUUGGUGUAUGUUUUUGUGCCUGUGCGUAUUUGGCACUGAUUUCCCAUUAUUCAUUUUGUGUCUGUAGGAGUAUGCAAGUUAAGUUUGUAAUUACUAUCAAAUACAUACAGUUAUAGUAUUCCUUGCUGAAAAAAAAACACCUAAAGAUUUUCA
Messenger RNA from Sinocyclocheilus grahami, 3149 nucleotides. RefSeq names its product protein kinase C eta type-like. Gene Ontology annotation, biological process: protein phosphorylation. The coding region runs from base 545 to 2203 and encodes 552 amino acids. The transcript has 11 exons. NCBI's taxonomy places the organism in Eukaryota, Metazoa, Chordata, Actinopteri, Cypriniformes, Cyprinidae. The record is from RefSeq and is a predicted model, not a curated record. Gene Ontology annotation, molecular function: ATP binding; diacylglycerol-dependent serine/threonine kinase activity.